AGCUCUGCUAGUUUAGUAAAUAAGUUGAGCAUUAAAGAGCCGAAUUUGCAUGCUACUCGGUUCAUCUGCCAAGUUGCACGAAAAUUUUUACAGGACAAUGAGCCUUUAACUCUUUGGCGAUGCAUCUUUGUGACUUUUCAUUAUCGACCAUUUGAACGAGGCAACUCUUCUUGCAUUUGCUGUGUCAUUAUUUGGCAUUUUUUCUAGUACGUACACAUUUGCGUAGAAUCCAAAACAAAGUGUACACAUUCCGCACCAAUAUGUGACGAACAAAGGCCAUUGGAUACCACGUGAUGGUGCAUAGUUUUUUGGGACCACUAAAUAAUCUCUCCAAUUUCUAUCUUGAAUUUUUUUUUCUUAAGACAAACUCUAAUUUCUAUCUGAAAAAACAAACACUAAUACUUUGACUCUCGUCAACUCAUUCUUAUCUAUAACCAUCGUCUUCUCGCUUUACCGAUCAAAAGGGGUUCUUCUUUUUAGAAUGUACAGGACAGGAUUCUCCGCCACCACGAGUUUUUUUCUCUCUUGUUUUGGGUCAAGAACAGCUGUUUUUUCAAAUAGGAUUCAUCUGCUCAAACCUCCCCCCACAAAUCCAAUGUCUAUUUAAAGGGUUCAAAAUGCAUUCAUUUGAUUCAUCACAUUCCUCUUCAUUCCAAUCCCAAAGGAACAAAGAUGUUCAGGCCACUCUUCAUUUCCUGUCUGCUCAUUUCCUUCGGAGGAAUCGCAUCGAGCCACCCUGAAGAAUUACAAGUCUUCUUCCAAUUCUUCUUCAAAGUCUACAAAAACGGCACGAUCGAGAAGCUGGACGGGCACGGCCUCGAUGUCCCGGCAUCUCUCGACUCCGAAACGGGUGUCCAGACCAAAGACAUUGUGAUCUCCCCAGAAACCAAUGUCUCCGCCCGUGUUUACGCGACGAAAGACGCCGCUGCCUCGAAGGGCGGAGUCCCGCUCCUCGUUUACUUCCACGGCGGAGGGUUUUCCACCGGCACCGCUGCUUAUUACGCCUUCCACCAGUUCGUGUGUUCCGUCGUUGCCAAAGGCAAAGUCGUGGCGGUUUCUGUUAGCUACAGAUUGGCCCCCGAGCAUUGCCUGCCGAUCGGUUAUGAUGAUUCGUGGGCGGCCAUUAAGUGGGUUGCUUCUCAUGCUGUUGGAGGUGGCACGGAACCGUGGUUGAAGGAGAGGGUUGAUUUUAACAGCAUUUAUUUCCUGGGAGAGAGUGCAGGUGCCAACAUAGCCCACAACAUGGCAAUGCGGUUCGGGUCGGAAAAACUGGACGGUGUCGAACUCAAGGGCAUCGUAUUGAUCCACCCAUAUUUCUUGCUAAAGGAGCCAACCCGUUCUUUACUGGCUGUCAAUGAAGAAAUGAGGAACAACAUCACCAAGCUGUGGCCCUACGUGUGCCCCUCCACUAGCGGGCCGUCCGACCCGCGGGUCAACCCGGUUGCAGAUCCGGAUUUGAAGAAGUUAGGGGGCAAGAGAGUCUUGAUUUGUCUGGCCGAGCAAGAUCCAUUGAUGGAUGCAGGGAAGAAGUAUGGUCAAGCAUUGCGCAGGGAAGGGGGAAAGGUUGUGAAGAAAUUUGUUAGCAAAGGAAAAUCGCAUGUGUUUCACUUGAGGGAGCCAAAUUCCAAGGAGGCUUUGGACUUGAUCGAUCGAGUGGUUUCUUUCGUGGAUGGAAAGUCGAGGAAGACUCAGUAAGGAAUGGUAUAGCUAGCUAAUGUGGUUGAAUUGGAGUGGCUAAUGAGGCAUUGGUCGAUCGAGGGAGAGGGAAUGAUUAUUUGUUGAGCCG
Messenger RNA from Rhododendron vialii, 1786 nucleotides. Its product is annotated as probable carboxylesterase 13. The record is from RefSeq and is a predicted model, not a curated record. Gene Ontology annotation, molecular function: hydrolase activity. Lineage: Eukaryota; Viridiplantae; Streptophyta; Magnoliopsida; Ericales; Ericaceae. The transcript has 2 exons. Bases 673 to 1695 code for a protein of 340 amino acids.